AUGCAAUACCUUCCCAAGAAUGAACUGAGCAACUCCGUGUGUGAAUCUUCCACAUGCUGGCUAUGGACACUUGACCACAAAAGCUCCCCAAAGCUAUACGGCCUCGCGACACCCAAAAUAGCCGCAAAAUCAUCCCUCUCGACAUUGACACCUGAUCUCUUGGCCUUUAUAGUCACCCUAAACACCUUCUCUUCCCCAAUUUUCUCGAAUUUCAGCACUUUAGGCUCCACCGAGACCCUGAAACCAGGGGGAUGGCGAAUUCGUGAGGUGUACUUCCCGGGCCGGCCAACAUUCUUCACCUUCCGGGUCACGGUGACUGACCCGUUGAUAUUUCGGACCGUAAUUGCCGGGUUGUUGAAGUCAAGGAUGCUGUAA
This is a messenger RNA of Striga asiatica, 375 nucleotides long. The record is from the annotation of a GenBank genome assembly. Lineage: Eukaryota; Viridiplantae; Streptophyta; Magnoliopsida; Lamiales; Orobanchaceae.